AUGGAAAUGACAACUAACGGUGAAAUCCCUAAUAUUACUGCUAAUAUAAAUGACACUUCUUCUGAAUUAGAUAAUCUAAAACAUGAUCUUCGCUCUAUUCAAGAGCAACAUGAAGAGAUGCAAGCGUUAAUCAUAUCUAGAGACACAGCAGCGAAUGGUUCUGUGAAAGAUAUUCUAGAUUCCUUAAAGACAAUCUCUUAUAAUCAAACUGUACUAGAAAAUAAAUUAGAAGACGCUUUAAAAAAUCAAAUGAAUACUGAUAUUCUUGUGAAUACUAUUAACGAACAAUUACAAUCGGUAGCACAGACUGUAUUAAAAUUACAAUCUUCCUCCAUAUCUCCAACUAUGGUAUCUACUCGUACACCGGAACCAUUGUCAGCUACUAGCACGUCUUAUAAUUCAACAAUGACCUCUAAGAGAGGACCAGGAAGGCCUAGAAAAGAUAAUUCAUCACUUCGUCAUAAUAGAGAAUCAGGUGGAUUACAAAAAUUAGCACCAGCUUCACAAAAUGGAAAGACUCCACUUCCAUCUGGUGAUGUAACUAUAUCGAAAUCAAAGAGAUAUUUCACAGAUCCAAUGACUAUUUCUUCAAAUAGUAUAAGGACAAGAAAAAUAUCAAAGACUUUGGACUCACCCACUAUUAGUAGUACGAAUAGUAUCACUACAAAUAACAUCGCACUUCCUUCUGCUACUGUUGCGGCUACUAGAUUAUCAAAGUCGGCCGGAGAUGCUAUAUCGGGUUCAUUCUCAACUCCAACACCAAAAAAGAGAAGAGGAAGACCUCCUAAAAAGAGAACAGUAGAUACGGUUAUAAUAACUGCACCAGAUAAUGAAGAAGAUGAGGGGGAAGAUGAGGAAGAUGAGGAAGAUGAGGAAGAAGGAAGUAAUAUUUAUCAAGAUGAACAUUUGAAUGGCGUAAGGCCCAACAUUAGAGUAAGACUCAGCUCGUUAGAUAACGGCGAUUUAAAGACCGUGAAAAAGGAAAUAACAGAUAAAUACGAUAACAUACAAUCAUCUACUGAAAUAACACCCAUGACCACUCCCCUUAAUACAAGUCGCUAUGCUACCAGAAGUCACACGGCAAGAUCUCAGAAUACUGGUUCCGUAGUUUCAGUUGGUGAAUCGAGUGCAGAAGAAGGUGAUAACCAACAUGGGUUUGAAGGUGAAGAAUAUGCUAGCGAAGAAGAAGAAGAUCAAAGUAAUGAUGAUAAUGAAGACGGUGAAUACCAAGAACACGGAAAGAAAACAACCAGUGAACUCGACACAGAUGAAAAUGGUAUAAGUAAGAAAGAGCGAACUAGUAAAGGAAAGGAAGCAAAUUCAGAGCUUAAUAGACAACAGAGAGAACUCGAAAAACUACGUAAUCCGCGUGAAAAGAUGCUAGUGAGUUUGAAGUACAACGAUAGAGACAGAGCUAAAUCCUUUAUAAAAUCGAAUCAAAAACUAUUACAGGCUAUGAGAGACGAGGAAAAAAGAAGGAAAUUGAAUGCCUUCGCUCUCGAGAGCAAAGCAGCAAGCGAUCUAUCGAUGCCAACACCAAGACUUACUUCAAAUAAGAUUUCUUCAGCACCUGCAUCAACCCGUAUGCGUGUGUUAAGUUUAUCAUCAGCACAAGACAAUAAACAUCAUGGAAAGCCACCUAUUGGUCCUUCUAUCAACGAGGUGAUUAUUUCAGAGUCAGAUAUACGGGCUCGUGGUGAAAAAUCCUCAAAUAAUGAACCCGCCGAAAGUGCUAAUCUAGAUCCAGAGGGAGAUGGCAUAGAUACAUCUGUUCCUAAGAACAUUCAUGUAUUUGCUACUUCGGAUGCAAAUGACGAAGGCAUUAAAAGCGAACAAGGAGUACUAGCUACCCCUAGCGUAGCCAAAAAUAACACAUUCAAGGACUCUCCUGUUGCUUCAGGAAAGAGAAGAAGAACUAAUUCCUUAACAUUCAAAGUUGCUGAUGGUUCUAUUCUUGAACCUGUUGAAAAUGAAACUUCUGAUCACAAUAAAUUGGGAAAGAAGAAAAAGAUAAUGGCAUCGUCUCCUCCACCAUCUGAUAUGCCUGUCGUAUCAACUAAACCGGUGGCCUCCUUAUCAGGUGCAAAUAUGAGUAUGACCUCAGUUAUUCCGUUAGGAAAUAAAACUCUUGAUGAGUCUAAAGGUAGUAAGGGACCACAAGAUGCGACAAUAAUACACGGCAGCUCUACCAGUCGCAUUGCAGCAAGUGAUUACCAAACCACAUUAUUACUCGGUGCACCAAUCGAGUUAGUAUGUAAGGAUGGGUUCUUUUUCCGUCGUAACGCUCCAAAGGUUCCAAUUACUACUGGAGCUUAUCUUGAGUUUAGAUUCAUAUCCAAAGAGCAGGAACUUCUCAAAUCUAACAAGGGAAAUGUGAAGAAAGAUAAUGGAAAGGGGUUUAUAGUUGCAACACUACCAAAACAAGAUCGUAGCAAUUCGCUAUCGUUCAAGAAUGCUGUAUCAUCGGAGACAGAAAUGUCAUUCGAUAUACUAGGGAAAACUACUUUAACUGAGAAAUAUGUCAACUCUCUGGAAUAUUUCUUGAUGGAAUUUAGAUGGGAGAACAAAUUAAUUGGGUUAGGUUUGAAAUUGAGAGAGUCAAAGAGAACAUGGCAACGGAGAAAGGCUUUAUUCGCACUUUUCGAAUUUUGGAGAGAUCAAUCGAGGGAUAAGAGAGGAUUUCCAAACUACACAAUGCUACACGCAGUAAAAGAGAUGGAAAAUUAUAGAAUAUUCAUCAAUCGAUCUGUUUCAUGGUUUUAUAAUCAUAUUACGUUAUUGAAGAUGAUUCUGUACGACCUAUGUUACAAGACAGACUCCCAGUGGAGAGAGUGGAUGUUCCCCAAAGAUUCAAAGUUACCUGUUUUAGGAGAUACUUUGGAUGACGGUACAAUAAUUACAGAAGAGAAUAUAAAUGAAGUUAUUGAUAAUUUGCUUGUAUUUGAUUUCCUAGAUGAUGGUACAAUGAAUAGGCAAGUUAAAUCUUCGAAGGUUAUUGUUCCAGAACAUACAAAGUAG
This is a messenger RNA of Maudiozyma saulgeensis, 3018 nucleotides long. Lineage: Eukaryota; Fungi; Ascomycota; Saccharomycetes; Saccharomycetales; Saccharomycetaceae. The record is from the annotation of a GenBank genome assembly.